AACAACCCCAUCCAUAUCACCAAUCCUCACUAAACUCUCCCUAGCAUCCGCCAUGGCCCCCACCGAAAUCACCUUGAAAAAGCGCCGCACACGAAAUGACUACAUCUUCCACCAAGUCCACCGAACAAGAUGGUUCGACAACGACAUGUACGCCCACCUCAACAACACCGUCUACGCAAUGCUCUUUGAUAGCAUCAUCAACACCUACCUAAUCACCCACUGCGGAAUGGACCCCUUCAGCAUCAACAACAAAGACCCCGCAUCCACAUCCGCAUCCACAUCCCCAACCAAACCCUCCCAAGUCGGGAUAAUAGUCUCCUCAUACUGCGAUUACUUUGCCUCGGUAUCCUUCCCGGAUGUAUUGGACCUCGGGCUCCGAGUCACGAAACUAGGGUCGUCGAGCGUGACCUACGAAGUGGGGGUGUUUAAGCAAGGGGAGGAAGAUGUGAAGGUGGUGGGUGGGUACACGCAUGUGUUUGUGGCGCGGGAGACGAUGAGGCCGACCAAGGAGGGGAUGGAGGAUGGGUUGAGGAGGAGUCUGGAAAAGUUGGUGGUUGGUGGUGGUGAUAAGGCGAAGUUGUAGUAGGUCGGCGCUUCCAGCUGUCUAUCUACUAUCUACUAUUGCUUUCUGGUGUGGUUGACGAUACUGAUGAUAUUUAUUGGAGAUGCCUGUUCCUGGUGAACGGGGGAUAUAGAUAUGUAGACUUUUGUUUUACUCUUUCUAGCAUGAACCUGAAUGAUAUAUGACGAGGUGCCCUGGUGGCAUUUGGCAUGUGGCGGC
Aspergillus sclerotioniger CBS 115572 is the source of this 781-nucleotide messenger RNA. Its product is annotated as acyl-CoA thioesterase. The transcript has 2 exons. The record is from RefSeq and is a predicted model, not a curated record. Gene Ontology annotation, cellular component: mitochondrion. The coding region runs from base 53 to 583 and encodes 176 amino acids. NCBI's taxonomy places the organism in Eukaryota, Fungi, Ascomycota, Eurotiomycetes, Eurotiales, Aspergillaceae. Gene Ontology annotation, molecular function: fatty acyl-CoA hydrolase activity.